CUCUGUGACACUGCGAGGAGCAGAGCGAUGGGGUCCACGACACUGAUCCCCACACCCCACCACUACAGAUGGAGAGGAUUAUAGGAAUAACCCACUAGAAUAGUGACCUGAUGAAAAAUGCUUGUGUUCAAAAGCUUGUCUAACUUAAUCCAGACCAUGAAAAAGGUCCAAUAAAAGAUAUCACCCACAAAAAUCCUUGCUUCUCACUAGAAGAGUGAAAGGAAAAACCCAGCUACACCUCAUGGAGGAAGUAGGAGGAGACAAUCACACAUCUAUCACAGAAUUCCUCCUUCUAGGAUUUGGGACCAUUCCACAGCUACAGAUUUUUCUCUUCCUGCUGUUUCUAGUGAUCUAUAUGUUGACCGUGACUGGGAACAUCCUCAUCAUUGUGCUUGUUGUUGCUGAUCCACAGCUUCAUACCCCCAUGUACUUCUUCCUGGGAAACUUGUCGUACUUGGAAACUUGCUACACCUCCACUGUCCUGCCCAGGAUGCUGGCCAGUCUCCUGACAGGGAACAGAACCAUUUCUGUUAGGGGCUGCAUUACACAGUUUUAUUUUUUUGCAAGCCUGGCAGGUACAGAGUGUUGUCUCCUAGCUGCAAUGUCUUAUGAUAGGUAUUUAGCAAUUUGUAAACCACUGCUCUAUGCAAUGUUAAUGAAUGGCAGAGUCUGUCUACUGCUAGCAACUGGAUGUUGGCUAGGAGUAUUGCUGUUUUCUACAUUAUUAAUAAGUUUUAUGUCACAAUUAACUUUCUGUGGGCACAAUGAGAUUGACCACUUCUUUUGUGACUUCACUCCAGUGAUACAGCUCUCCUGCAGUGAUACGAGGCUGGUCAUUCUUAUUAGUUUUAUAACUUCCUCCUUGGCUGCCCUUUCCCCAUUUCUCUUAACUCUGGCAUCCUACAUUUGUAUCAUAGAUGCCAUUCUGAGAAUCCCUUCUGGGAGGGGAAGACAAAAGGCAUUUGCUACCUGCUCCUCCCACCUCAUUGUAGUAACCAUUUUUUAUGGGACCAUAUUGAUUGUAUAUUUCUUACCAAAAAACAACAUGCUGAGAUACUUGAACAAAGCAUUUUCUGUUUUCUACACAAUCCUUACACCCCUGAUCAAUCCCCUUAUCUACAGUCUGAGGAACAGAGAAGUGAAAGAGGGCCUGAGAAAAGUUGUCAGCAAAUUUAGGAUCCUGGGAAUUCAAACUACCAGGCUGAUAUGAGGAUAAGUGAAAGAAACAGUAAUUGUGCGGUUUGGGUUUCAAGAGUCUUCUGCACAAGCGUUGUAUCUUUACGUUUGUUAAAGGUGAACCUGGUUGAAAGGCAGUAUAUUCUUGUAAACAGUUAAAUCUUUAUCUUUCCUUCCCCUCUUUGAGGUGGAACGUUCUGAACAUGAACCCCCCCCCUCCACCCCACACACACAAUUUCAGGCUCCUCUGUACUUAUGCUAAUAAUAUGUAUUAUUUCUCAUGGGUUUUGUAGAACUAAUAAAAGUUCUUCCAGAGUAAAAGUGACUAGGUUGAUACAACCCUCGAUGUGAGGUGCUUGAUAAUCCUAAGAAGUAUAUUAUCAUCUAUUACCUAUAUCCUGUUGUACUGCACUUGGCUUGGUAUUUUCCAGACAAAUGGGAACAAAUAGUUUCUGCUCCUGAUGGAUGUCAGCCAUCAAGCCUGAACCUUUGUCUCUACCAGCAGCUCUGCCAGAAGCUUCAUCUCCAUCAACAAUUUCUAGAGAGAGGGCAUGUCUCCCUUAUCUCUAAAGGGCAUAUCUCCCUUAUUUCUAGAAAGAGGACAUGUUGCCUUAUCGUGAUGUUAUUGUCCAGUGCUUUAGUACUUCCUGUUGGAAGUACUAAAGCAAGGUGCAGUAACAGCCUUUGCAUGCAUGGUGCAUGGUUAUUUUUAGCAGAUACUUCACCAUAACAGUGUACUAUAAUGGAAGGGGUGAGAGGGGUGGAAAUUGCUAUGGCAGAGUAGCUGCUCAUCAUGUGUAGACACCGAUGGACACUACACUGCUGCAUCAUGAAGGUACCAAAUUGAUAGGCGAUUAGUUGCAGUGCAGUAAUGCAUGUGUAGAGGCAUUACCGUGCAGUAAUGUGGGAGCCUCCAGGCUGGGUCUGCCCAGUCACUAUGGAGCCAGCUGGAGG
This is a messenger RNA of Alligator mississippiensis (American alligator), 2130 nucleotides long. RefSeq names its product olfactory receptor 6N1-like. The record is from RefSeq and is a predicted model, not a curated record. Gene Ontology annotation, cellular component: membrane. Bases 242 to 1210 code for a protein of 322 amino acids. The transcript is spliced from 2 exons. Gene Ontology annotation, biological process: G protein-coupled receptor signaling pathway. Gene Ontology annotation, molecular function: olfactory receptor activity; G protein-coupled receptor activity. Lineage: Eukaryota; Metazoa; Chordata; Crocodylia; Alligatoridae.